Messenger RNA from Glarea lozoyensis ATCC 20868, 2613 nucleotides. Its product is annotated as (Trans)glycosidase. The transcript has 9 exons. The coding region runs from base 1 to 2613 and encodes 870 amino acids. The record is from RefSeq and is a predicted model, not a curated record. Gene Ontology annotation, molecular function: chitin binding. Gene Ontology annotation, biological process: carbohydrate metabolic process. NCBI's taxonomy places the organism in Eukaryota, Fungi, Ascomycota, Leotiomycetes, Helotiales, Helotiaceae.
AUGUAUCCCACAUCAUCCAUUCUUUUCCUCACCACCCUCAUCACUCUCCCUAGCCAUGCAUUCUCCAUCCCCUCCCCCUCAUCCCAGUUCAACGACUCCGCCAGCUCCAUCAUAGUCCAACAAAACCUCGCUCUCGCACCACCCAUCCCCAUUCUCGAGAUCGGAUACCAACAUAUCAUCGGGCAGAUCGGGGAGAACAUGACCAUUGCCGGAAACAGAUCUUUCAGUAACGACCAGCAACAUCCUGGAAUCUCAAGAUUUACCUCGUUGAGAGAGAAGGUUACGCCGGCGGAAUGUGGACCGCAAAAGGCUUGUGUGGAUGGGAGUUGUUGUAAUUCUGAAGGAAAAUGCGGGUUUACGCCCUAUAAUUGCAAUAAUACUGCGUCGACGACUUGUAUUUCGAAUUGUGAUGCGCAUGCUCAGUGUGGAGUUGAUUCUUUGGAUGGAGCUCAGAAGUGUCCGUUGAAUAUUUGCUGCUCGUACUUUGGCUAUUGCGGUACAACUGAUCUCUUCUGUACUGGUGUUCCGUCUCCUCCUUCUGCAGCCAAGCCAUCAGUAAGCCUACCGUGCCAGCCUGGCUUUGGAAGUUGUCAAGUUCCGGCGCAACCGACAUGCGACAGAAGAAAACACACAGCUUCCAAGGGGAGGAAAGUAGCAUACUGGCAAUCUGGUAAUGUACAGCGGAGAGGAUGUGACAAAGUGUGGCCUUGUCAAAUUGAUACUACGGCCCUGACUCAUUUGAUAUUUGCAUUUCUUUUCAUCGAUCCGAAAACGUUCCAGGUCACGCCUGUGGAUUCAAGAGUCGAUAUCCCGUUAUAUCGCGAGUUCACAGGACUCAAAAACCACAAAUUGCAAACAUGGAUCGCAGUGGGCGGUUCUGGUCUGAAUGACCCAAAUACUCCAACAUAUACCACAUUUUCGGACAUGGCUUCGACUCCGGAAAAUAGAGCUGCUUUUAUUACCUCAAUCAUCGCUUUUAUGGAGCAGUAUGGAUUUCAAGGAGUAGAUCUUGACUGGGAGACGCCAACGUUGGCAUAUCGAGGUGGCAGACCGGUUGAUUUCGUAAAUAUCGUACAACUCACCAAGGAGAUGAGGGCUGCUUUCGGAACAAAAUAUGGUAUUAGCAUUGCAGUUCCCACUGAUUUUUAUGGUCUUUCUACUUUCGACUUAAUCGCAAUGCAACCAUAUCUCGAAUUUUUCAAUUUUAUGGCCUAUGAUAUUCAUGGUCCCUGGGAGGCUACAAGUCUCGGUUCAAAGGCUCUGCCCCAGGCUUCAAUCUUGGACAUCCAAGAUAGGAUAGUUCCUUUAUGGUUUGAUGGUAUAGAUCCUAGUAAAGUAAAUUUAGGUCUUCCAUAUUAUGGUAGGGGAUAUGCGCUUUCGGAUACCUCCUGUACGGAUCCUGGAUGUCCUUAUUCAGGGCCCACCAAUGCUGGAGCUUGCACAAACUCGCCCGGUAUUCUCUCGCUCAAAGAGAUUCAAGAUCUCAUCAAACAGAAGAAUCUGGUCCCAAUACUGAUUCCCGAUCAAAUGCAGAAAGAAGUGACAUUCGACGGUAACCAAUGGAUAGCAUAUGAUGAUGCGGAAACCAUGGCAAUGAAGGAGAUCUGGGCAAACGAACACUGCCUUGGAGGUACAGUAGCAUGGAGCAUGGAUUUUAUUGCUGGGAAUGGAAAUCCUGGGCCAGCUUCAGCGCCAGCGGCCCCUCCCGCUCUUCCGUUCAAUCCAAAUCUGCCAGUGACCGCAUCUGUUGAUGGGUCUUGUGGUGGGCAGCUGUCAUGUCUCGGGACAAGCUUCGGCCAGUGCUGUUCAUCUCAUGGCUUUUGUGGAUCAACAUCAGCAUACUGCUCUAUUUCAGGUGGAUGCCAAACGAACUUUGGGCUAUGUGGGGAUAAUGUGCCACUUGUACCGAUUCCUAGUUCAACCAGUACUCCUCUACCCAGUGCCACCAGAGUGAGCGUGGACGGAUCAUGUGGAAGGGAUACCACAUGUCAGAACUCCCCGUUCGGAAAUUGUUGUUCAUCUCACGGAUACUGCGGGUCAACCGACGAUUAUUGUUCAACGACCUCUGGUUGUCAAGUUGCCUUUGGAUCUUGUAACGGGGUAGUCUCGCCGCACAUUCCUGCUCCACUACCUCCAGCCCCGCUGAAGACCAGUAUCGACGGUUCAUGUGGCAAUGAUGUAACUUGUUCAAACUCGGUUUUCGGGAAUUGCUGCUCUAAAAAUAAUUAUUGCGGCUCUUCGUCAGAUUAUUGCGCGAUGGAAAACGGCUGCCAAACUGCUUUUGGUGGCUGUGGUGUUCAACCUCCACCAUUAACAAUCAGUAUUGACGGAUCUUGUGGUAAUGGGGUGACUUGUGUGGGUUCCGUAUUUGGUAAUUGCUGUUCGAAAAACAAUUAUUGUGGAGCUUCUGGUGAUUACUGCGAUUCUGCCAACUGUCAGUCUGCAUUUGGAACCUGUUCCACAGCAGCUAUUGCAGUCCCGCCGCCAGCUCCAACUCCGGAGGUCAAGAUUAGUGUAGAUGGAAGCUGUGGGGAGAAAGUGACUUGUAAAGGAAGUGUCUAUGGUGAUGUGAGUACCCUUCCUCGUCUAGUUCCCUCAAAGCUUCUAUCUUGA